Messenger RNA from Lagopus leucura (white-tailed ptarmigan), 1192 nucleotides. Its product is annotated as DNA polymerase alpha subunit B-like. The record is from RefSeq and is a predicted model, not a curated record. NCBI's taxonomy places the organism in Eukaryota, Metazoa, Chordata, Aves, Galliformes, Phasianidae. Gene Ontology annotation, biological process: DNA replication initiation. Gene Ontology annotation, cellular component: alpha DNA polymerase:primase complex. The annotation marks the transcript as partial. The transcript is spliced from 7 exons.
GCUGGGGGAUUUUGGGGCAGUUCCGACGGAUUUGGGGCCCUUGGGACGCUUUUCCUCCCGGCGCCAAAUUCUCUCUUUGCCCCGCCCCCUUCCUCCUCCCUCCCUCUCCCAUUGGUCCCCUGUGUUUAAAAUCUGCAUAGCUACGCCCCUUGCCUUAUUAGGAGAGGCCACGCCCUCUACCUCCCUCUCUCCCCCCCAUUGGCCCCCGUGUUUAAAAUCUCCAUGUCCCCACCCCUCACCUUAUUAGGAGAGGCCUCGCCCCCUUCCUCCUCCCUCCCUCCCCCAUUGGCCGCCUGUACUUAAAAUCUGCAUGGCCACGCCCCACUCUCCUAAUUAGGAGAGGUUACGCCCCCUCCUUCGUUCUCACGUGGGUUUUUCGCGCCGGCGCGGGUUUUUUUUCCCGCGGUGAUGGCGGCCCCGGAGCGGGAUGCGGUGCCGGUCCCGGUCCCGGUUUCGGUUCCGAUCUCGGUGGAGGCGGUGUUGCGUGAGUUGGCGCUGUUCGAGCUGCGCUGCGACGGGGAGGACGCGACCGAUAAACUGCUGGAGCUCUGCCUGUCCCACUCGUUGGACCCGGUGACGUUGGCUAACGAGCUGCUCGCCUUCAUCACCAGCAAAGCCCUCGACCCCCAGCUCAGCCCCGAGGUCCUCAGCGCCUUUGAGCACGAGGUGCUGAGCAGGAGGGACAGACGGACCCGCAGGACGGACAGCCGCUGCCUGCACGACGUGCACACGUUGCAGGAGCUCCUCGACGAGGAGGAGGAGGAGGAGGAGGAGCAGCAGCUCUUGGAUUCCUAUUCCACCCCAUCCAAAGGAUCCCAAAAACGCAGCAGUUCCACCCCAGAAAACCCCAAUCCCAAACGGAGCUCCUCCACCCGCAGCCCCAUGGGGCUGCUGUCCCCAAAGAGCUUCAGCCCCAGCAUCGCCCCCUCCCCCCAAUAUUCCUCCCGCACCAAUCGGGGUUCGGUGGUCGCCUCCUUCGGCCCCAUCCACGCCGUCACCUGGGCCGGCCGGGGGGGCUCCCAAUGCACCCCAAAACCCUUCAGCCCCCCCGAGCACAGCCUGAGCCGCAGCUACAGCUUCAUGUUCCAGAGAGCGGCCGACGUCCGGGAAGCGCUGUUCUGGAGGAUGGAGGAGCUCGGCGAUGCGCUCCGGUCCCACCACAACAUCGAGGACUUUGCCUCCCUGCUGCUCC